Messenger RNA from Aphanomyces astaci, 1457 nucleotides. RefSeq lists its product as hypothetical. The transcript has 6 exons. The record is from RefSeq and is a predicted model, not a curated record. Gene Ontology annotation, molecular function: protein binding. The coding region runs from base 25 to 915 and encodes 296 amino acids. Lineage: Eukaryota; Oomycota; Saprolegniomycetes; Saprolegniales; Verrucalvaceae.
GCUCAACCGAACACAAUCUUCAGGAUGGACCACCUCACGACCACAUCGGGCAGUGUGUACACACUUCAGCAGCAGUUCCAGUCGCGGGACGUGCUUCUCGAUGGUAAAUCCCUGCGCAUCCAUCACAUGGCCAAGCACAUCCAUCCUGCCAUCGACGGCGAUGUGCCUGUGAAGAACCCAUGGAAUAAGAAGGUUUCCAUGUCGAUUGUCGACACCAAGACGUACAUCCCAUACACCGGCCAAGCUCAGUCCACUUCCACAUCCGACACGUUUAUCCUGCACAACUUCGGCGACUACCUCUUUCUGUAUCCGUUUGACAACAUGCAGACUCCUGUGGACAUCAUGCGCUUCUCACAUGCCCCAAUAUGCCAUGACUUCCGAGUCCCGAUGCUGUCAGUGCAGCCCACGAAUUUGGUCUUGGCGUUGCUGUCCAAUGACGUUCUUGUGUUUGAUCCACUGCAUGGGCUGGACACUUUUUCCCACCACAACCGCAAUGGCGCGGUGUGCUGCAGCCCCAUCACAACCACGAAAUGGGUACAACAAAGUCACACCGAGUUUGUCGUGGCCCACGAGAAUGGAGCCAUCUACGUGUACGACCACACGUUCCCAGACGAGUCGUCCGAGUUCAUGGACGUGGAGCAGCCGGAAGGAGAGUUCACUUUACUGUUGCAACGAGAAGACCGAACCAACCCCGUGGCGUGCUGGCACGUGUCGACGCAAGCGAUCUACGAUGUGUCGUUUUCGCCCAACGGCAAGUACCUCGCAUGUGUUGGCAAAACCGGGGCCUUGAUUGUGUUUCAAUACCACAUGCAGCGGAAGAUCGCCAUGAUGCAAAGUCACUUUGGCGCCCUCACGUGCUUGGCGUGGAGUCCCAACAGUCUGUACAUAUUGGUCUGUCUAUUGAAUCUUUUGUGAUAUACCAUCCUUCAUGCAUGCGGCCUUGCGUCCUUCGGUAGACUGGCGGCCAAGACGACGUGGUGACGGUGUGGAGCUUGCAGCAUAAUACGGCCCUUGCGCGGUGCGAAGGCCACAACUCUUGGGUAACCAGCGUCGCAUUUGAUCCGUGGUUUUCAUCGCACACGGCUGUGCGAUUUGGGUCGGUGGGUGAAGACGGGGUCUUGUGUCUGUGGGACUUGACCAUUCCCCAAGACGACGCCAAGCUCUACGACGUGGCGCCCGUGCUUUGUGCCAAAGUAGCGCCACAUCCACUGACCCACAUCGUGUUCCACGCGACGUCCAUCGCUGUGACGGGGCGAGAUGGGUCGCUUCUCAUGUACUCCCGGCCUGCGUCCGACGUCUUGCCGGCCACCGACUUGGCUCAGAUCGUGCCAUCGUAUGCGUUCUAGUAGCAAGUUUUUUGCACUUUUGAAUAAGACAACACACCACGUCACUUAACAAUAAUGCCUCGAAAUUGCAUCGAAUCACGUGGGCACGGUCGAUGGUCGGGGCUGCGCCCG